This is a messenger RNA of Akanthomyces muscarius, 723 nucleotides long. RefSeq lists its product as uncharacterized. Gene Ontology annotation, cellular component: membrane. Lineage: Eukaryota; Fungi; Ascomycota; Sordariomycetes; Hypocreales; Cordycipitaceae. The record is from RefSeq and is a predicted model, not a curated record. The transcript has 6 exons. Gene Ontology annotation, molecular function: signaling receptor activity. The coding region runs from base 1 to 723 and encodes 240 amino acids.
AUGUACGCCACGAACAGAAAUGCACCCCGCGAUGCAGGCUCCGGCCCGCAAACUGCCACCGCCUCGUUGACGAGUCCCUGGAGUCGGACGGCUGCUCGGCUUUUAGUUUUCCACGAGAUCCCGACAUGGCAGCAGGACAAUAAUUACUUGCUUUCAGGGUAUCGAGUGACUUCCGCCUCCGUCGCGACGUCAGUAGCGUCUUUGCUGUAUUUGAACAACCAGACAAUCAACACCUACUCACAUCUCCUUGGAUUGGUGGUGUUUGCUUUGCUGCCGUUCUACUUUUGCUACUGCGUAUUGCCUGUUCAGUCUAGUGCGCAGGAACAGGACGUGGUCGUCGUGUCAAUCUAUUGCUACGCCGUUGCAGUUUGCUUUCUUUUUUCCACAAUCUUUCAUUUGCUCUGGAACCAUAGCCAGAACGUGUCGCGCUUCUGCAACAAGCUCGACUACGCCGGCAUUCUCAUACUGAUGUGGGGGGCGGGUAUCCCGACGAUCUACUACGGCUUCAUCUGCAAUCCGUCGCUGCAAGUACUCUACUGGAUCAUGACCAGUAGCACAGCGCUUUGCUGCACGAUAUUUACGCUGACCCCUAGCUUCGUCACCCCUCAGUUCCAAGUCGCGCAUGUCGCUUGUCUGGAUGGGCUGGAUGGCGAUGGCCAAUCUUGUCGGCGCGUGCAUUUACGCUGCGAGAAUUCCCGAAAGAUGGUUUCCCUACACGUUUGA